Messenger RNA from Salvia splendens (bonfire salvia), 732 nucleotides. RefSeq lists its product as uncharacterized. The coding region runs from base 1 to 732 and encodes 243 amino acids. The transcript has a single exon. Gene Ontology annotation, molecular function: catalytic activity. The record is from RefSeq and is a predicted model, not a curated record. Lineage: Eukaryota; Viridiplantae; Streptophyta; Magnoliopsida; Lamiales; Lamiaceae.
AUGGAGCCACUUACUAAUCCCGACCGGGAUCGGUACUCUAAGGCGCUGGGAUUAAAAUUCAAAGGAUCAAAUAUAUCCGGCAAGAUAUGGGUAUUUGCCGAGGAGGGAGCCAACUUCAUCAUUGAGGAGGAUUUGGAUCGAGUCCUACAUGGAAGGCUAACUUCGCACCGCAUGGCGAACUAUAUUUCCAUCUCGGUGGUAUAUGCUAAAUGCAAUAGAUUGGAGCGACAUCCCCUGUGGGAUAAAAUGAGGGAGAUAUCAACUCGGAUGGAAGGAACACCGUGGCUGAUUGGAGGGGACUUUAAUACGAUCCUUGCACACGAAGACAGGGUUGGUAGUGAAACCAAUCGGCAAGCAGAGAUGAUUGAUUUUGCCGAAGCCAUUGAAGACUGUAGGCUUCUGGACCCGGGGUUUGAUGGUGCGGAAUUCACUUGGGCUAAAAAUGGCCUGUUUGAAAGGUUGGACAAGUUGCUUGUCAAUGAAGCAUGGACAAAUGCGUUUGAGGCAAAGAGGAUGACUAAUCUCCCAAGGGUAUCCUCGGAUCAUGGUCCGAUACUUGCGAGGUGUACGAUGCCUAGGCCGCCCUCGAGGGGUAGUGCCUUCCGGUUCCAAAAUAUGUGGGUCCAGCACGACGGCUUUUUGCAGCUAGUUCAAGAUAUUAGGGCUCAACCGACAGGGGCGAGUGGGCUCUUAAAUCUCCAAACUAAGCUUGCUAGGAGCAAAAACCCUUAA